GCAGAUGACAGCUGACUGAGCUAGCGCUCUGACGAAAAGGGGAGAUCAGGAACGGUCUGGAAUAGACAUAUCUAGCGAUUUAACUGGUCAGACACUGACAUUAUUUCACGGUUAUAGGGAUUCCAUAGAGAACUGGUAUACUAUCAACAACUUGUUUGUCUUUAUCCUCUGAGUGAGCUGGUAAAGAUGGUGAAGCCAGACAUCCACACUCUGGCCCACCACCUGAAGCAGGAGCGGCUGUAUGUGGCUUCAGAGAAGCAGCUGAUCCAGCGGCUCAACGGGGACGUGCUGAAGACUGCUGAGAGACUGUACCGUGCUGCCUGGAUCACCAAACAGCAGAGGAUCAAUCUCGACAGGCUCAUUCUCACCAGUGCUGAGGCCUCCCCGGCCGAAUGCUGCCAGCAUGCCAAAGUGCUGGAGGACACACAGUUCCUGGACGGCUACAAGACUCUGGGCUUUCAGGAGAGCAUCUAUGGGGAGUUCCUGGGUCGGGUGCGCGAGAACCCUCGGCUGUUGGCCUCCUGCCUGGUGGCUGGGGAGAGGCUGAACCAGGAGCACACACAGGGGGUCAUUUACACGGUCUUCACCUCACUCUACGGCAACUGUAUCAUGCAGGAGGAUGAGCGCUACCUGCUGCAGGUCCUCCGCUACUUGGUGGAGUUUGAGCUGAAGGAGAGCGACAACCCUCGGCGGCUGCUGCGGCGGGGCACGUGCGCCUUCAGCAUCCUCUUCAAGCUCUUCUCCGAGGGGCUGUACUCGGCCAAGCUUUUCCUCACCGCCACCCUCCACGAGCCCAUCAUGCAGCUGCUGGUGGAGGACGAGGACCACCUGGAGACGGAUCCCUCCAAGGUGACGGAGCGCUUCACGCCGGCCCAGCAGGAGCGCCUGUUUGGGGAGAAGGGCUCGGAGGGCUACAGACAGAAGGUGGCAGCCGCCGUGGAAGCCAACGAGGCCAAGUUGGUGACCCUGGUCAACAAGUUCAUCGGCUACCUGAAGCAGAACACCUACUGCUUCCCCCACAACCUGCGCUGGAUAGUGUCUCAGAUGUACAAGACACUGUCGUGCGUGGAACGGCUGGAGGUGGGCGAGGUGCGGACCAUGUGCACGGACCUGCUGCUCACCUGCUUCAUCUGCCCAGCCAUAGUCAACCCUGAGCAGUACGGCAUCAUCUCAGACGCCCCUAUCAAUGAGGUGGCUCGCUUCAACCUCAUGCAGGUAGGGCAGCUUCUUCAACAGUUGGCAAUGGCUGACGAUGAUGGAGACCCCCGGAGGAAAAAGAGUUUGGCCAAGUUCGAUAAGAGCUGUGUAGCUGCCUUCUUGGAUGUGGUAAUCGGAGGGAGAGCUGUGGAGACACCGCCCAUGUCCUCCAUGAACCUACUAGAAGGACUCAGCAGGACUGUGGCGUACAUGACACACAGUCAGCUCCUCUGCCUGGUGGACUUUGUACGGAGUGUGAUGGCAGGGGACCACCUCCGGGAGGAGGAGCACAUGCUCCUGGAGACCAUGCUGGCCAACGUGCCCCAGUCCCGCACGGUGAAGAGCAACAGUCUGGAGCUCACCCCCUCCAACACCCCCCAGCUCUCCCCAGCCACCACCCCCGCCAACAAAAAAAACAGGAACAUAGCAGCCUCCCGCAGUCGUAGCCGUUCCGAGCUGGCCCAGCAGGGGGAGGCAGAGGCUAGCUCUCUGGAGUCCCUGCAGGAGGUUAUGCCAGAGGAGGUGCUGGUGAUCUCACUAGGAAGCAGCCCGCAGACCAUCCCUGGGAUGAUGUCAGAGAAUGAGGUGUUGACCAUGCAGCUGACUGAUGGGUCACAAGGGGACAUUCCUGCAGAUGACACCAAGCACCAUGGCAAGCCAGACAAAACCCUGCGCUUCUCCCUCUGCAGUGACAACCUGGAGGGCAUCUCAGAGGGUCCAUCUAACCGGUCUAACUCUGUGUCGUCUCUGGACCUGGAGGGAGAGUCUGUGUCUGAGCUGGGAGCUGGGCCAUCAGGGAGCAAUGGGGUGGAGGCUCUACAACUGCUGGAGCAUGAACAUGCCACCACUCAGGACAACCUGGAUGACAAACUGCGUAAGUUUGAGAUCCGCGACAUGAUGGGCCUGACAGAUGACCGGGACAUCUCUGAGACAGUGAGUGAGACCUGGAGCACAGACGUGCUGGGCAGCGACUUUGACCCCAACAUGGAUGAGGAUCGACUGCAGGAAAUAGCUGGGGCGACUGUAGAGAACAUGCUGGGCAGCCUGCUGUGCCUACCAGGCUCCAGCUCAGUGCUGCUAGACCCUUAUGGAUCCACCAUCUCAGAGACCACCAGCGAGGCCUGGAGUGUGGAGGUCCUGCCCAGCGACUCAGAAGCCCCAGACCUGAAGCAGGAAGAGCGUCUACAGGAGUUGGAGAGCUGCUCAGGGCUGGGCAGCACCUCCGAUGACACAGAGGUCAGAGAGGUCAGCUCCCGGCCCAGCACCCCAGGGCUCAGCGUCAUCUCAGCGACAUCAGAAGAUAGAGGCAAGACGGAGGACCUGCGGUCGGAGUGCAGCUCGGACUUUGGGGGGAAGGACUCUGUGACCAGUCCAGAUGGGGAGGAGUCGUCCCACGGAGCACACCACAGUUUGGCUUCUCCGGCCUCGCAGGCAGACUCCUUACUGGCCAUGUUCGAUCCCCUAUCCUCCGGGGAAGGUUUCUCUACUGGUACCAUCGUGAGGCCCAAAGUGCACUACGCCAGGCCCCUUCAUCCUCCCCCUGACCCUCCCAUCCCAGAGGCCUGUGCCCUGGGCCAGGAGCCCCGCUACUCCCUGUUCACGCCCCACUGCCUGGCCCAAGCUGAGCUGGAGCACACCAAGCAACGCCACUCCUACCCAGACAGGCUGGUACGCAGCCGCAGCUCUGACAUUGUUUGCCAAGGCCGCCGGCCUACCAGCGACCCGGGCCUCAACCGCAGAGCGGCAGCCGAGGAGCGGGACCCUGCCGGGCACUUCUCCAUGGGGCCGUCCUCGUCCCCCAGCAAGGAUUCCCUAAAAGGAGAGGUUGAGGAGAGAAAGGACAGUGAUGAGGAAAAGUCUGAUCGCAACAGACCAUGGUGGAAGAAACGUUUUCAGUCAGCCAUUCCCAAAGUGCUGUAUUGGACGGCUGAGAGUGAAGUCCCAGCUCCGAUAGCCUUCCGGAAAAGGGACAGGCAGGAGAAAGACGAUGUGGGCCAUGAACGCGUCCCACAAGACGACACUCUGUCCAGGAACUCCCAGGCCCAGGCAGCAGAAGACAUCCUGGACAAAUACAGGAACAUCAAGAGGACCAGCCCUAGUGAAGGAGCCACCGCUGCAGCCUAUGACACCACAGGAGAGCUGUGUGGAGAGGAGGGUUUACACGACGAAGCUCUGCAGAACAUGUCCACAGACGACCUGCCAGACUCAGCCAGCCAGACAGCCCAGCAACACGACUCCAGCAAGUUCUCAUUCAGUGAUGCAAAGAAGAAGUUGAGACUGGCCUUGUGUUCAGCAGACUCUGUGGCUUUCCCCCUCAUGGCUCCUGCCACCACACGCAAUGGGCUGCCUGACCACACGGACUCUGAAGACAAUGAGAUCGUGUGCUUCCUGAAGGUCCAGCUGGCGGAGGCCAUCAACCUGCAGGAUAAGAACCAGAUGGCCCAGAUCCAGGAGACCACUCGCUGCGUCAGCCGCUUCGACGCACGUACCUGCAGGAAGCUGCUGGCAGCCAUCGCCGAGGAUUACAGGAAGCGGGCGCCCUACAUAGCGUAUCUGACGCGGUGUCGGCAAGGCCUGCAGACGUCCCAGGCCCACCUGGAGCGGCUGCUGCAGCGGGUGCUGAGGGACAAAGAGGUGGCUAACCGCUACUUCACCACAGUCUGUGUUCGCCUCCUACUGGAACACAUGGAGGCGAAGUCCCUGGACUUCAUCAAAGCCUUCCAGGGGUGCACAGCGUCAGAUGACAAGACGGCGGCAGUGGAGGACUUCCUGCGCUACCUGUACGGGGCCAUGGCCCAUGAUGCCAUCUGGCAGUACGCCAGCGAGGACCAGCUGCAGGAUGCCCAGAUGGCCAUAGAGCGCAGCGUCAUGAACCGCAUCUUCAAGCUGGCCUUCUACCCCAACCAGGACGGGGACAUCCUGAGAGACCAGCUUCUUCAGGAACACAUAGCGCGUCUCUCAAAAGUGGUGACGGCAAAUCACAAAGCUCUUCAAAUCCCAGAGGUGUAUGCGAGGGAGGCUCCCUGGCCGUCUGCCCAGUCGGAGAUCCGGACCAUCAGUGCCUACAAGACUCCUCGGGACAAAGUGCAGUGUAUACUGCGCAUGUGUUCCACCAUCAUGAACCUCCUGAGUCUGGCCAACGAGGACUCUGUCCCUGGAGCUGACGACUUCGUCCCUGUGCUUGUCUUUGUCCUGAUAAAGGCAAACCCGCCCUGCCUGCUGUCCACUAUUCAGUACAUCAAUAAUUUCUACGCCAGCCGGCUGAGUGGGGAGGAGUGCUAUUGGUGGAUGCAGUUCACCGCGGCAGUGGAAUUCAUUAAGACCAUCGAUGAUCGCAAGUGAAGCAGAACCGCCACCUGUAUGGGGAAGGAGACUGGGAGACUUCCCAACCAACUGCUCCCUCUCCCUCUGCUCCCCCAGGACCCAGACCCACACCCUGUCUGUCUGCUCUCUGUUUGUAUAGCUGUACAUAGUCAGAGACUUUGAGAGAUUUAAAAAGUAUAUAUGAUUAUUAUGUGGACAAAAUCCAGGUUUUAUCAUGGAGAAAAAGGCCUUGGAAAAAAUGGCAAAUGUUAACUUUGAACUUAAACUAAUUAGCAUUUUUCAUUUAAUCUCUUGUCUCUAGUCAUGUUGAGGUGUGGGGGUCUAUGUCUUGAAUGUUUUAUCUAAAGUUAUGAUUCUGACGUUAAAUUGACUGAUGAAAGCGUCUAAUCAGAUGAAAAGGGACCAUGUUUCCUAGAGAUGAUCUCAGAUAUAUGUUGUGGAAGGGGGACUACCUGAAGGUGAGCAAGAGAGAAAGGUUGUUAAAUUGUGACAUCUUUCCCCUGAAAUACUCUUCAUCCUAAUGCUCUUCAAGAUGCAUCGUAUCCUGGGGAAUCGCAUAACUCAAUAGAUACUGACUGAGUAUUGGUGACUCAAGUAAAUUUAUAAGAUCAACCCAAAAUAACCAUGCUAAUAUAUAUAUAUAUUUUUUACAUUAGCACAUCAAUAAUAGGACAGCUUUUUUCAUAAAAUGUAAACCAGAUGUAUUCAUUAUUCGGUUCAUCCUUCCCUAAAUACUUUCCGUGGCAAUUUGGACAGAAGGGCCCACAUAUUUAUAUAUAAAAUGUAUUUAUUUCUUUCAUUCUAUUUAAUGGAAUUGUAUUUUAUUUCUAUAAAUGAAAUCAUACAUCAUGCCUAUUUAGGAGAUUUAAGGCAGCUGUAAGGGUUGAGAUAUUUUAAUAGUGUUAGGAGGGCAAGCACAGCAUUGUCCUCAGACUGAGAAGCCCCCAGGAUAAGAUGUUGGCUGUUUGCUACAGCUUAUAGACAGGGUCACCACUGAUCAGCUCCUGCACAAUAUCAGUAGUGCUGGUAUUUUUAGAAAUACUGAAAUGUGCCUUGAGGAGGGCCACUUUGUGUAAGUCUGUUUAAAAAAAAAAAAAAAAAAAAAAGUUUUCUUGAAUGAGGGUUCUGCUUUUGGUUUUCCAUAAAGGAUAGGAUAGGCAUUACUUCCCCAUACCAUUAUUACAGGUGUAGGCAACAUACGGCCCGGCCUGCGAGCCCUAUCCAGGCCGCGGGAGGUUUGAGUAAAAAAAUAAUAAUAAUAAAAAAAAAAGGUUAUUUUGGGUAAAUUAUUAUUGGGUUAAAAAAUAAUCCAGGCCACUCUUGAACGUCUAAAACAAGAUUAAGUAUGUAAAAAUUCUAAUGUUAUAAUGACCUAUACGUUUUCAAAUAACUGCCAGCGAAUUACUUUUGACGAACAAAUCGGUCCGGGAAAAAAAAUCUUUGCGCCUCUCCACUGAAUUUUGAAAAGCCUUCAAGCCUAAAUUAUUGCCCACCCCUUCAUUAUCACCAUUGAACCCCACAGCCGGUCUCACUGAGAAACCUCUUUCCAACCUUAGUGCUGGGAGUGGAACACCACUGGUUGUUUCGGUUCAUUCCCUUUGCACUCAUCUCCUUUCCCAUUGCCGUUUUCCCCUUCAAUAUUUAAUAUCCUACCUCAAAGUUAGAACCAAUGAGCCUGACGUUUCUGUUUGUGCACAAUACUCUUUAAUAUUGGUUGGAUAUGAAGAGUAAUGGAACAGGUAUUCACUGUUUAGCAUCAGCUUCCUCUAUUGACACUGAUGAAUGCUCUCUUGCAAUUACAUGGUAUAACAAGGAAGUAAAGCAUUUCCAAAUGAACAAGUUGACUAUUUCUGUAGUUGAAGCUGUUAUAAUGCAUGUAUGUUUCAGCAUAGAGCAGAAAGACUAGUGAUUGGAUUAGCUCUCUACCUCCUCACACGAUCAAGAAAAGGACUCUUAAAUGUGUAUGCACUCUUGUAUUAUUUGAUUUCUUCUUUCAUUUUAGAGUGCAGGGAUAUUCCAGUUUCAUGUUCUUUCAUUUACAGGCAUGCUUCUAAUCACUUACAGCCAAAGGCACCAAAACUCAUAAAAUCAUCUGUUUAUGUUGCAGCUACAAAAAGCAGGAGCACUGCCCCCUCUGUUUGUGCAACUUAGCAUUGUGCCAAGUGUAUGUCUUAUUUUCUCUUUUAAAUCACUGCUUUCAAACAGUAUCCCAUUAAUAGACAGCACAACAAAAAGAGCAAAUAAUCAGAACACUAUCUGAUAUGUUACUGACCAUUGAAAAAGGCAUUGUGGGAUAAUGUGGGCUGUGUUGCGUGAGAGGUUUGUACAGUGAAUGUGUGAUAUGUUGGUUUGUUAAGAGUGUGUUUUUGAGAGGUCCACCCUCUUCCUCCUCUUUCACAAUGUCAGGACGAUCUCCUUACUGUAGCUACAGUACUACUCGAUGAGCAGUAAAUCCUUGUUGGUGAAAAACCUAAAAUAUUUCUAGAGUUAAUUUCGAACUCAGACCAGUUCUGAAAGGGUUGUGAAGAAUGAGGCUGGGUUUUCUUUUGUCUGUGUCACUGAUGUAAUUUCUUUUUCAAUGUUCAGAGCUUAAUUACUCUGGAUUUUUUGUACAAGGUUAGCGAAGCUUGCUCCGUACAUUUGACAUGCAGAACUUCACAUGUUUUCUACUCUGCUCUUUAGUAAUGAGUCACACUCGUUUUAACUAAAGCCUCUGACAUUACAAAUGAUACUGUAACGGAGAUUUCUAUGGGUAGUUUAGCUAGGUCUGACUGUUACACUUUAUCCAAUAACAUCAGUCAUAAGGACACACAUUUAUAAGCAAUCUCUAAAGUUGUGAUAUUAGUGUUGUCUCCAUAUUUCCUGACUUAUGUUCCUGUUUUUUGAGUAAUGUGUGUACAGCAUCUAAUGGUUUUUAAAUACACCUGUGCAAAAUAGAUGAUACUGCUGUUUAACCUGUUUGAAAACACACCCAUGUACUGAUCGGACACAAAAUGUAGAUAGACUGUAUCCAGAAGUGUUUAUGUGAUGUCACUUUAAAAGUAUGUACAGUACAGACCAAUGUGAUCACAAUCUGGACCUGGCUUGUGUAUUAAUGUUGCCUUCUACAUAUCAGUGAACAAAGAUACUUUUCAAUAGCUAGAAAACUACAACCAGCCUUCGUGUCUGACCUGAUUCAUACUGUUCAUACAGUGACAGAAUACCUCGCAUUGUGAAGUUAAAGUACAAAUACACAUCCUAACUUUGAGAAUAAUUCUUUACUAUAGCCUGAGUUUAGCAUUGAUUGUAUGCAAACAAGUGGACAGUUGCCAGAAUGGUGGACUAAAAGAGACUUGACUAUGGAAAUCUGGUCUUCAAAGCUCUGUACAGAGUAGGCAGAACAAGCAGAAAAUAAUCCAUUUUACAUUUGUAAGCUUGCACAAUUAUGACAUAUGCGAAGGGGAAGGCGUUCUGUCUUUAAGGUGAUUCAUGUAUCAUAUAAUUCUUUAAAACAAUAAAAUGCAUUUUUCUGUA
Salvelinus sp. IW2-2015 is the source of this 8034-nucleotide messenger RNA. RefSeq names its product GTPase-activating protein and VPS9 domain-containing protein 1. Gene Ontology annotation, molecular function: small GTPase binding; guanyl-nucleotide exchange factor activity. Gene Ontology annotation, biological process: regulation of GTPase activity; vesicle-mediated transport. The record is from RefSeq and is a predicted model, not a curated record. Gene Ontology annotation, cellular component: cytosol; endocytic vesicle. NCBI's taxonomy places the organism in Eukaryota, Metazoa, Chordata, Actinopteri, Salmoniformes, Salmonidae.